AUGAGGCGUGCGCCGGCGGCCGAGCGCCUUUCAGAGCAGGGUUAUCCCCCGCGCUGCGGGCGCCAGGAGCCGCCUUUUCCGCUGGGUGUCACUCGGGGGUGGGGGAGAUGGCCCAUUCAAAAGCGCCGCGAGGGGGCCCGGCCAGUGCCCUUCAGUGAGCGCUCGGAAGAGGACUGCAGAGGCCCGGCGGCUCGCAGCUCCGGGACCUUGUGGCGCAUCAGGACGCGGCUGCCCCUCUGUCGGGACCCCGAGCCGCCGCCUCCACCGCCGCUCUGCCUCCUGCGUGUCAGCCUCUUCUGCGCGCUUCGGCCGGGUGGCCGCGGCAGGCGCUGCGGCGAGGACGGCGCGCGACUGCUGCUGCUGCCUCCGGCCCGGGCGGCUGGAAGCGGAGAGGCCGAGCCGAGCGGCGGCCCCCCUUAUGCCAGGAGGAUGCUGGAAAGCAGCGGCUGCAAGGCGGUGAAGGAGGGCGUGCUGGAGAAGCGCAGCGACGGGUUGCUGCAGCUCUGGAAGAAGAAGUGCUGCAUCCUCACUGAAGAGGGACUGCUGCUCAUCCCGCCCAAGCAGCUGCAACACCAGCAACAGCCCGGACAGGGGCAGGGGCCGGCCGAGCCGUCCCAACCCGGCGGCCCCGCUGUCGCCGGCCUCGAGCCGCCGGUCAAGCUCAAGGAAUUGCACUUUUCCAACAUGAAGACAGUGGACUGUGUGGAGCGCAAGGGGAAGUACAUGUACUUCACUGUGGUGAUGGCCGAGGGCAAGGAGAUCGACUUUCGGUGCCCGCAGGACCAGGGCUGGAACGCCGAGAUCACACUGCAGAUGGUGCAGUACAAGAACCGCCAGGCCAUCCUGGCGGUCAAGUCCACGCGGCAGAAGCAGCAGCACCUGGUUCAGCAGCAGACCCCGCAGCCGCAGCUCCAGCCUCAACCCCAACCGCAGCCCCAGCUCCAGCCCCAAUCCAAGCCCCAGUCCCAGCCCCAGCAGCUCCACCCGUAUCCGCAUCCGCACCCACACUCGCACCCACACCCGCACCCACACCCACAACCUCACCCACAGCCGCACCCGCACCAGCAGCCGCACUCGCAAUCGCACGGUCAGCGGCUUCUUCGCAGCACCUCCAACUCUGCCUGA
Trichechus manatus latirostris (Florida manatee) is the source of this 1125-nucleotide messenger RNA. It is a transcript of the gene PHLDA1, whose product is annotated as pleckstrin homology like domain family A member 1. Bases 1 to 1125 code for a protein of 374 amino acids. Gene Ontology annotation, biological process: positive regulation of apoptotic process. Gene Ontology annotation, molecular function: phosphatidylinositol phosphate binding. Lineage: Eukaryota; Metazoa; Chordata; Mammalia; Sirenia; Trichechidae. The record is from RefSeq and is a predicted model, not a curated record. The transcript has a single exon. Gene Ontology annotation, cellular component: nucleus.